Abrus precatorius (Indian licorice) is the source of this 1394-nucleotide messenger RNA. RefSeq lists its product as uncharacterized. The record is from RefSeq and is a predicted model, not a curated record. Lineage: Eukaryota; Viridiplantae; Streptophyta; Magnoliopsida; Fabales; Fabaceae. The coding region runs from base 179 to 1135 and encodes 318 amino acids. The transcript is spliced from 9 exons.
GGGGUGCCCAUCGAAAUAAUAAUAAUAAUAAUAGGAAAACAACACCUGUGUAAAGAGGAGGAGGUGAUAGGUUUUCAUUCUCUCUCUGAUUGGAUAAAUUGGAGUGCAUUCGAUCGUUGAAUUUCUCCCAUUGCAGAGCCUUCAAAUUUGUAAUUUGCAGGAACAACGAACAACGAAGAUGGUGCUGCCGCUCCUUGUUUUGCUUCUCUUUGCUUUCAUUCCAAAUGGAUUAUUGGCACUUCCUUCCACCGUCCCCGCAUUCCUUUGGUCAUCGCAUUAUCAGCUGGGUUCAGACAAUGAAUUAAAGGAGUCUGUGAAUUAUCAGGUCAUUUCUCCAAAAGAUCUAGCAAAGUCUGUUUUAUCUGAAGCCGGCUGGUCAAAUUUUCUGUGCAAAGGAAAGAACUAUCAGGAGCCUCUAGAUCUGGCACUUCUAUUCAUUGGUAAAGAGUUACAAUCUUCUGAUUUAAGUCUGAACAAACAUGCAGACUCAGCCCUUUUAGACAUGCUUAAGAUCUCUUUCACCAGAUCCAACACUUCUGUGGCAUUUCCCUAUGUUUCUGCAUCAGAGGAUGCAGACUUGGAAAAUUUGUUGGUUUCAGGAUUUGCUGAAGCCUGUGGAGAUGAUAUGGGAAUCAGUAAUGUUGCUUUCCUUGGAUCUUGCUCCAUGGAUGCUACACGUCAUGAUAAAAAUGCAGCUUUGCACUCAGUUCAAGAGUAUUUGACUAAGAGGAUGGAAGACAGUCAUGGAGGGAAAACAGAUCUGGUUGUGUACUGCAAUGGAGGUUCUCAAACUCUGAAAAAUGCUGACAGCACACAAUCUGAAGGGGAAGUUUUAUCCAAUCUUAUCAGUUCUGUGGAGGAAUCUGGUGCAAAAUAUGCCGCUCUUUACGUGUCAGAUCCCUCCAGGUCAAUCCAGUAUCCUUCUUACAGGGAACUGCAAAGGUUUCUAGCUGAAAGUUCAACAGGGAAUGAAUUGAUCAAUUUCCCAUUUUGUGACUCAGUCUGCCAGAUUAAGUCAUCUCUUCUAGAGGGAGUUUUAGUGGGCAUAGUUUUGCUAAUAAUUUUGAUAUCGGGCCUUUGCUGUAUGAUGGGAAUUGACACCCCAACCAGAUUUGAGACACCACAAGAGUCAUGAUCCGUUUGUUGAAGCUAAUAAUUAUUGUGAUGCUGGGUCUACUGGAUUGAAAUAUUACUGCUAUAUUAUUUGCGCAUUUUACGGAGGCUCUGAUUAAUCCUGUAGUUGUUUGUUGUCUUAUCUCAGAGACUUAUCAUAUUGAAAUUUUAAAUAAUUUGUACCAGUAUAUAAAAAUAAAACUUCAAUUUUAGGCUUUAAUUUUGAUCCCGCUAGUUGUAAAAUUUGAUGAAGAAAUUUCAGAUUAUGAAUGUUUUAUUUU